AAACAGCGUCCCCGCACGACGCUAACACGUCCCAGAUCUAACAGGAAAAAAAAACCACCCCACCACGUCGCCACCAACUAACCCAUCAUCCAUCAACGCAGGUCCUCCCCGGUCACGCGGCAGUCACCCCCACUCUGCUUUGCUCUGCCGCCCCGCCCCGCCCGCACUGCAUCGCGUCCUCCGGCGCCCUCGCUGUCGGCGCCAUUGGCGGGCUCGCCUUCAACUGCCCCGUCCGCUGGAACCAACCAGGUCUAAACAUGCUUCAUCGUUCAAAUAGCCGGAACCAAAGGAACAGGGGAUCAAGAAUCAAAACACUACUCCAAGCUACCUUGCUUAUAGGUGUUAUUUUUUGGCUCCUAUAUCAGGUGAAGCAUUCCUAUGAUAAGAAAAAUGAGUACUUGGAUGAUGCUGAGGAUCAGCUUGCCCAUAAUGAUAUAAGCAUGUUCCAGGGGAGGAAAGAAAAGGCAGGUAGUUACAGUGAUAGCAAUAUCCAAAUGGUUGACGACAAUUCUGAUGUAACGACUAAACCAGAAGAACGUGAUGCAGAUCACCAUUCAGAUACUUUUAAUUAUAAUGAGAAGACUGGAGAAACUGUGUUCGAUAAAGACAGUACUAACUUGAAUGAAGAUGACAAGAGAAACACUGAGAGGUCAGAAGCGGAAGGACAAGUCAACAGUGCAGAUGGUAAUACAGAAGUUAAUAAUAAUAACAAUGAAGAUGAAACUACCGGUCAUGCAGAAGAAGGCAAGCAUGAUACUGAAUCCAACUCUGCUGCUGAGAGUAAAAGUGAAGUCAAUUCAACUGGAGAUGAUAUGUCCCGAAACAAUUAUGCACAAGAGGAAAACACUGGGGAGGCAAGUGGAACGUCUCAUGAAGUGGUGCAAGGUGAACAAUCGACCAGUGCAAGUGGAAGCGGGAAUGGAUCGGAUGGAGAUGGUGAGAAAAAUGAGGCAGUUGAUAUUAAAAGUGGUUCUGAAUCCCUUCCUGAUGAUGCCAAGGCUGAAGCAACUGAUGACCGUGCUACUGUCAGUCUUCCUGAUGAAACCGGGAAUAUACCAUCAGUUCAUACUGAUAAUUCGCAAAAUGAUGCCAGUGAAAACCAAGGUGAUGCAACUUACACUACCUCGGAUUCGUCUGAGCAUGGCAUUGUUGAGGCUGUCCAUAUUGAAACUGGAUUGGAAGAUGAAAGUGCAACAGCAUCAUCUGGGACUGGAUCUGGUGAUGACAACGGUAACUCAUCUGAUAGCGCCUCUGCAGAAGAAAAUACUGAGACUGUAUCUGGUGAUGAUGAGAAGGGCAUGGGAACAGGUACAACCACUGAAGCGUCAUAUUCCAUACAACAGAACUCUGAGAACAGCAGUGUCUCAGCUGAGGCAGAGAACUCCCAAGGGGAUUCUUCCAGCGGAGUGAAUGGUUCUUCAGAAGAGACAUCUAACAAGGGUGAUGGAGCUACAGAAACGUAUAACAAGGGUGAGCAGGUGGAUCCCAAGAUUGAAACUAGCACAUCCACCAAUGCCGAGCAUAAUGAAUCUCAAGGGGCUGAUGGCAGCUCUGGAUCAAAUGGUAACGGCCCUGAACAAACCGGUAAAUCUGAAAGCCAGUGAUUUCCACCAUCGAGAGUUCGAGACACGAAUUUAGUAUACAGGUUUGUUUUCUGGAGAUUGAAGAGGGGAUAGUGCACAUAGAAAAACUGUUCACUGUGGUUUAUCGAGAUUUUAGUCGAUACUGCCGAAGUAUAAUUGUGCAGAUCGCAAGAUUGGUUGUCUGCUAUGCUUAUUGCUUAUGGCAUGAUUUCUCGUCAAGUUGUACUUGAGUCAAUAUUUCUGUACGGUUAUUAAUCUCGACAUGGUACUCUGUUCAUUGUUGGAU
This is a messenger RNA of Zea mays, 1869 nucleotides long. RefSeq lists its product as uncharacterized. The transcript has 2 exons. Lineage: Eukaryota; Viridiplantae; Streptophyta; Magnoliopsida; Poales; Poaceae. The coding region runs from base 258 to 1604 and encodes 448 amino acids. The record is from RefSeq and is marked validated.